CCACGCCCCUUCCUUUACAUCCAAUCCCGACAUGGAGCCCAUCAAGGUCCAAUCAGAAGGAGGCCUGAACGUGACCCUUACUAUCAGGCUGCUGAUGCACGGCAAGGAGGUUGGAAGCAUCAUUGGAAAGAAAGGAGAAACGGUGAAGAAAAUGCGUGAAGAUAGCGGUGCACGUAUCAACAUCUCAGAGGGGAACUGCCCUGAGAGGAUAGUCACCAUCACUGGGCCCACAGAUGCUAUUUUCAAGGCCUUCGCCAUGAUAGCAUACAAGUUUGAGGAGGAUAUAAUAAACUCUAUGAGCAACAGUCCGGCCACCAGUAAACCCCCGGUCACCCUCAGGCUCGUCGUCCCAGCCAGCCAGUGCGGCUCUCUCAUCGGGAAAGGAGGCUCCAAAAUCAAAGAAAUGAGAGAGUCCACAGGAGCUCAGGUCCAGGUUGCAGGUGACAUGCUGCCCAACUCCACGGAGAGAGCAGUGACGAUCUCCGGAGCGCCUGAAGCCAUCAUCCAGUGUGUCAAACAGAUCUGUGUGGUGAUGCUGGAGUCCCCACCGAAAGGUGCCACUAUCCCCUACCGCCCCAAGCCUGCCUCCACCCCUGUCAUUUUUUCAGGUGGCCAGGUAAGAGCAGACCCACUGGGGGCGUCCACGGCCAACCUCAGCCUCUUACUGCAGCACCAGCCACUGCCUGGUUAUACCAUUCAAGGACAGUACGCCAUCCCUCAUCCUGACCAGUUGAGCAAGCUCCACCAGUUGGCUAUGCAGCAAACCCCCUUUAACCCCCUCGGACAGACCACCCCUGCCUUCCCCGGUCUGGAUGCCAAUAACCAGGCCAGUACUCAUGAACUCACCAUUCCCAAUGAUCUAAUAGGCUGCAUAAUCGGACGCCAGGGAACCAAAAUCAACGAGAUCCGUCAGAUGUCUGGGGCACAGAUCAAAAUUGCUAACGCCAUGGAAGGGUCAUCGGAGCGCCAGAUCACCAUCACAGGGACCCCCGCCAACAUCAGCCUGGCCCAGUACCUCAUCAAUGCAAGGUUCAGAGACGUGGCGGCCAUGUGGAACGACCCAUCUUCCAUGACCACGUCCUGAAUCCCUGACUGGCUCCUCCGUUUGGCCCUUUCCAGCGAUUGACCACCGCAGACAACCCUGAUGAAGCCCCCCGGACUCUGGCUCUGGCUCCCUGAAAACCUGUCCGC
This is a messenger RNA of Gymnodraco acuticeps, 1191 nucleotides long. It is a transcript of the gene pcbp3, whose product is annotated as poly(rC) binding protein 3. The transcript is spliced from 12 exons. The record is from RefSeq and is a predicted model, not a curated record. Gene Ontology annotation, biological process: regulation of RNA metabolic process; regulation of gene expression. NCBI's taxonomy places the organism in Eukaryota, Metazoa, Chordata, Actinopteri, Perciformes, Bathydraconidae. Gene Ontology annotation, cellular component: nucleus; cytoplasm. The coding region runs from base 32 to 1084 and encodes 350 amino acids. Gene Ontology annotation, molecular function: mRNA binding.